Molecule: messenger RNA, 1218 nt
Organism: Lithohypha guttulata
Lineage: Eukaryota; Fungi; Ascomycota; Eurotiomycetes; Chaetothyriales; Trichomeriaceae
Exons: 2
Coding region: 1-1218 (405 amino acids)
Biological process (GO): carbohydrate catabolic process; fungal-type cell wall biogenesis
Molecular function (GO): mannan endo-1,6-alpha-mannosidase activity
Source: RefSeq, a predicted model, not a curated record
AUGGUACAAUACUACACAGGCGAUAGACCAGGAGAUGUGCCGGGCAACUUGCCACAGCCGUAUUACUGGUGGGAGACAGGUGCCAUGUUCGGUGCCUUGAUAGAUUAUUGGUAUUUCACAGGCGAUGAAAAAUACAAUGACAUAACAAUGCAAGCAAUGCUUCACCAAGUUGCACCUCCGGACAACGUCUUUCAACCAGCCAACCAGACGAGAACUUUGGGUAACGACGAUCAGGCCUUCUGGGCCAUGGCAGCUCUCUCAGCUGCAGAGAACCGCUUUCCGAACCCUCCACCCGAAUCGAAGGUCUCCUGGCUUAGCGCCGUACAAGGUGUUUUCAAUCUACAGGCUGCUCGAUGGAACACCGAAACUUGUGGAGGUGGUUUGAAGUGGCAGAUUUUCGCCUUCAAUGCUGGAUAUAACUAUAAGAACACAAUCUCAAAUGGCUGCUUUUUCAACAUCGGCUCGCGACUUGCCGUCUAUACAGGAAACCAGACUUAUGCCGAUUGGGCAGAAAGGACCUGGAAUUGGGCUGGCUCGAUCGGACUGUUUGAUGCAGAGUACACUUUUUACGACGGUAGUGACGACAAUAUAAAUUGUACUGAGCUUGAUCAUACCGUCUGGAGUUACAAUGCCGGCACUUUCCUAGUAGGUGCAGCAAAUAUGUAUAAUUACACUGGUGGAUCGCCAAUCUGGAAGCAAAGGAUCGAAGGCAUAAUUUCCAGACUACACAUCUUCCUGGACAACAACGUCAUGUUUGAGUAUGCUUGCGAAGACAGCGGCAACUGCAAUGUCGACCAGCGCUCAUUCAAGGCCUAUUUCGCAAGGUGGAUGGCCGCCACCAUCGUUCGUGCCCCAUUUACUCGGGAAGCUCUCAAACCAAUACUAGAAGCAUCAGCACAAGCAGCCGCAGCUACAUGUACCGGCGGAAACGACGGCAAUCAAUGUGGACUGAAUUGGAGAACACGCACUUUCGACGGAGAGAUGGGUAUGGCAGUGCUAGAAGUCAUUCAAAGCAACCUCAUCGAUUAUGUCGAAGGUCCAGUGACAGCAGAUAAUGGCAUCAGUGAAGGCGACCCUUACGCAGGAACACACAGCCCUGUCGGACCAGCCGACCUGCACAAAAAUCCAGUAACGACAGCAGAAAGAGUCGGAGCCUGGGUCAUGACGAUUUGUUUUGCUGUCGUGGUAAUAGGAGGAGCCAUUUGGUUGGUCGUAUGA